UGUUUUUGUCUCUCUCGUUGAAUAUCAUGCCACCCAAAGUGAAUUCACACUUUUCCAAUUUCUUCUGUCUUGGGUUAGGUCCACCCACUACCAAACUUUUCCACGCCUCAUCCUCCUUAACCAAUCUCCCAAACACUCCCUCUCUUCUUCACCACCCUCACAGUCACAGAGACCCAAACCUCCAUCAAAUGAAUUCCCAAAACCUUCCAUGGUUUCCAUUCCUCCCUUUCCUUUCCUUCCUAAAACUACUUCUUCUCUUUCAAUUCCAUCUGUCUUCUAGUUAUUCAGAUCAAUAUUUGUACACGAAUUGUGGCAAUACCUUCAAUUGUGGUUCCAUCACCGGAAUAGGCUAUCCUUUCCGCGGAACGGGUGAUCAUGAUUACUGUGGGUAUCCGGGUUUAGUCCUCGAUUGUAGUAAUGACAAUAUCACCACAAUUCAAAUGGAGAACUUAACGUAUCGAGUUCUGAAUAUCGAUCAGAGCACCCAAACAAUGAAGAUUGCUAGAGAAGAUUUGAUGGAAUCAACUUGUCCCCAUGAUAUGGUUAACACUACCCUGGAUAGCGCGCUAUUCGAAUACACUUCCAGUACUUAUAUGAACCUCACUUUUCUGUAUGGCUGCCAGGCUCCACUUAAACCGUUUCUCAAUCUUUUCCAAAUUCCGUAUUGUAAUGAGUCUGGGAAUGUGUAUUUAUUUGCUGGAGCUCAGGGUGGUGAUCUGAUUGGUUGUGAGGAUAGCGUUGUAAUUCCAAUUUCUGGUUGGGCUUUGCCUGUGAAUUCGACUGAUCAGGAACAAGCUAUCCGGGGUGGGUUUGAGGUUAAAUGGAAGGUGGAUAGCAAAGAGUGCAGUGAUUGUAUUGGGUCGAAGGGACGGUGUGGAUAUAGUCUUUUUACCAAUCAGACCACUUGCUAUUGCCCCACCCCGCCAUACGUAUGGGAUACCUGCUCGGUGGCCGCCGGAGAAACACCGCCAGGGAGCAGUUCUUCAACAUCAAAAAAGUUAACAAUAGCCCUUUCCGUAGCAGGUGCAGCAGUCCUUGCUUUUGUUGGAUUAUUAGGAUGGUUCAACUUUUCUAUUAGACGACGGAGGAAACGUGUUGCUGCCCAACUUGCCCAAUCCACAAGCAAAGAUCUUUCAUAUUCUUCUCUAAACAAAGGCCUUAUUACUCCUCAAACUAAUCUCUCCCAAAGCAUGCCAUCUUAUCCCUCCUCAAAGUCUGAGUUUGGAAUGGUGAGCACAAGCACCUACUUUGGAGUUCAGGUCUUCAGCUACACUGAACUAGAAGAAGCCACGGACAAUUUCGACCCAUCUAGAGAACUUGGAGAGGGAGGCUUUGGCACAGUGUACUAUGGCAAGCUCCAAGAUGGUCGCAUAGUUGCAGUGAAGCGCCUCUACGAGAACAAUUUCAGACGUGUAGAACAAUUCAUGAAUGAAGUUGAGAUCCUGACACGUCUGCGGCACCAGAACCUUGUCACCCUGUACGGAUGCACAUCAAGGCGAAGCCGAGAACUCCUCCUUGUUUAUGAAUACAUCCCCAAUGGAACAGUGGCUGAUCAUGUACAUGGAAAAAAAUCAAAUCCUGGUUUGCUUUCUUGGCCUGUCCGAUUGAGCAUUGCUGUAGAGACAGCUGAUGCUCUUUCCUACCUCCAUUCAUCGGAUAUCAUACAUCGCGAUGUCAAAACCAACAACAUUCUUCUUGACAACAAUUUCCGUGUAAAAGUUGCUGAUUUUGGGCUGUCGAGAUUGUUCCCCAACGAUGUAACCCAUGUCUCAACUGCCCCACAAGGUACACCUGGCUAUGUUGAUCCUGAGUACUACCAAUGCUACCAACUUACUGAGAAAAGUGAUGUUUAUAGCUUUGGGGUAGUAUUGAUUGAGCUUAUCUCAUCAAAACAAGCCGUUGACACCAAUAGGACUAGACAAGAUAUUAACUUGGCGAACAUGGCGAUCAACAAGAUUCAAAAUCAUACACUUCAUGAAUUGGUGGAUCCGUCUCUUGGGUUCGAAACAAAUAGUUCAGUGAGGCGAAUGAUUACAUUGGUAGCGGAGCUAGCAUUUCGAUGUUUGCAAACAGAUAGGGACAUGAGGCCUUCGAUGGAAGAAAUUUUGACAGCUUUGAAAGACAUUAAGAAUGGAGAUUUGAAUGAACAAGUGGAGGUAGUGGACAUCGUUAUAGAUGAUGAUGUUGGGCUUUUGAAGGAACACCCUCCACCAAUGUCUCCUGAUUCGGCCGCCAACUCUACUACACCUAAUUCUAGUGGUUGAGAUUUCCUUCUCAUUUUGCUGGAAGGUUAAAAAUAGAUGGUUAAAGAGUAUUGUUGAGCAGAUGUCUAACUAGGUUACAAUUUCAUUUUCUUUCAUCUAUUUGGCUAUGUUUGCUUUAACUUAUAUGCAAGGUUAAAAGCAAUGUACAUUGUAAAUGGAGCUGUCCUCGACCUUAAUAAUGUUCUAUGUAUGUUUUAUGUAUUUAUAUUGUUUAACUAUUCUUGUUA
This is a messenger RNA of Camellia sinensis, 2491 nucleotides long. Its product is annotated as LEAF RUST 10 DISEASE-RESISTANCE LOCUS RECEPTOR-LIKE PROTEIN KINASE-like 1.4. Lineage: Eukaryota; Viridiplantae; Streptophyta; Magnoliopsida; Ericales; Theaceae. The record is from RefSeq and is a predicted model, not a curated record. Gene Ontology annotation, biological process: protein phosphorylation. Gene Ontology annotation, molecular function: protein kinase activity; polysaccharide binding; ATP binding.